ACCAGAGAGGAAGCGGAAAGGGCCUGCACUCAGGCACCCAUCUGACAGCGCCCGCCACUCGCUUCCACACGGCCUUGGCUGAGAGGACACCGGGCGCCCGUGAGGAAGCCGCGGGCGAGGUCGGGGUCAUUUGUGCUGUCAUUCUCAGCUACCUGAGAGGGAGUGUGAAGAUGCUUAAGGAGCGCCCAGGGAUGGCGGAAGAUCCUCAGCAGCAAGCGGGCGUUCCUGUGGUGAAGCUGGAAAAGGAGCUGCCGUGGGGUAGGGGAAGGGAGGACUCAAGCCCUGAAACUUUCCGUCUGAGGUUUCGGCAGUUCCGCUACCAGGAGGCAGCUGGUCCCCAGGAAGCCCUCAGGGAGCUGCAGGAACUCUGUCGCCGGUGGCUGAGGCCCGAGCUGCACACCAAGGAGCAGAUCCUGGAGCUGCUGGUGCUGGAGCAGUUCCUGACCAUCCUGCCUCGGGAGUUCUAUGCCUGGAUUUGGGAGCAUGGCCUGGAGAGUGGCAAGGCCUUGGUGGCCCUGGUGGAGGGCUUGACGGAGAGAACACUGGACGCCAAGGCGGUCCCAUGUCCUGUGCAGGCAGAGCAAGAGGAGACAGCACUUUGCAGAGGCACCUGGGAGCCUGGCGUUCACCCAGGGCCAGUGGAGGUCAAGCCUGAGUGGGAGCUGGGAACUCCUGGGGAAGGAGUUCAAGGCCUGGACCAAAGUGCGGAGGAGCAGCCCCUCAAUCAGGACCCUGGAGGUGGGACGCAGGCCUUCCAGGAGCAGGUGCUGCCAAUGCUUCCGACUGCUUCAGGCCUCCCUGUGGUGAGCACCAGAGACCAGGAAAUGGCAGUUGGGUUCCUCACGACUGGAUCCCAGGGAUUGGGAGCCUUCAAAGACAUGGCCUUGGCCUUCCCUGAGGAAGAAUGGAGACAAGUGACGCCAGCCCAGAUAGAUUGCUUUGGGGAGUACGUGGAACCUCAGGCCUGCACAGUUUCUCCAGGUGCUGGGAGCAAGGAGAAGGAGCUGAAACCACAGCAGGAAGACCUCAAAGAGGCGUUUGCUGGACUGACGGCACAGGGGUUUGGGGAAGUCACUCUGCAGGGUGCUGGGCUUGGGCGGGCCUCUGAGCAGGAGCCCAGUGGCUCUGCGGGCAGCCUGCCAGGGCUUCCUCCCCCUCAGCAGGGCACAGUGCCCAUUUCUGAUGAACUCAAAACUCAUAGCUCCUUCUGGAAGCCCUUCCAGUGCCGUGAGUGUGGAAAAGGCUUCAGUCGAAGCUCCAAUCUUGUCAGACACCAGCGCACACAUGAGGAGGAGAAAUCCUAUGGGUGCAUGGAGUGUGGGAAGGGCUUUACACUGAGGGAGUAUCUGAUGAAGCACCAGAGAACACACUUGGGAAAGAGACCCUAUGUGUGCAGCGAGUGCUGGAAAACCUUCAGCCAAAGACACCACCUUGAGGUCCACCAGCGGAGCCACACAGGGGAGAAGCCCUACAAAUGUGGGGACUGCUGGAAGAGCUUUAGCCGGAGGCAGCACCUGCAGGUCCAUCGCAGGACGCAUACUGGGGAGAAGCCUUACACAUGUGAGUGCGGCAAGAGCUUCAGUAGGAACGCCAACCUGGCUGUGCACCGGCGUGCCCACACUGGUGAGAAGCCGUACGGGUGCCAGGUGUGUGGCAAGCGCUUCAGCAAGGGCGAGCGACUGGUCCGGCACCAGAGGAUCCACACGGGAGAGAAGCCCUACCACUGCCUGGCCUGUGGGCGAAGCUUCAACCAGAGGUCCAUUCUUAAUCGGCACCAGAAGACUCAACACCGCCAGGAACCCCCGGUACCCUGAGGGAAGUCUCAUCAUGCGGCCUAUCUGCUGGGCUUCUGUGGUUGUGGAGGAUGGGAUGCACAAGGUCACCUUGACCCACUCUUCCCCCCACUCCCAAGUCCACGGAGAGGUCAAGGCUUGGCGAUGUAGGGCUCCCAGAGGGCAUAGCUGCUUGCACCUUACCUAUUUGGUGCUGAUGCUUUCUGCUCCCGUCUUUUAGUUCAAGCCGAGUGGGUGUUUGUACCCACCCCUGGAACAAAUGUGGUAAGGAAGGCAGAAUUUUCUUACCUGUUGGCAGCUUGAGCUUCAUUUUUCUGAGGGCUUUAUCCUGCCUGCUUCUCUCCUCAACUACUCUCUUCCAUUUAGCAAAAUUCUUUUAGACACCUGCCAUGUCCUACUGCAGUAAAUGCUGACUGGAGAGGUGGGUGAGGCCUGUGUUUGUGAGCAUAUGGGAAGUUGUAACCUACCAAGUGUGACAGUGAGUGCCACGUCCCUUGUGGCCUUGUGUUUUUGUCUCCAACUGUAGUAUUCUGUCCUCAUCUGUAAAGUUUCUCUGAUGUUACUGCUUGCACUGUAACAACCGUCAACACAUCAGCUAUUGGAAAUGAAUAUUUUGCUAUUGAUCACUGAAUAAACAGUAUUUUAAAGAAAAAUUCUGUUCUGUAGAAUGACCUAUUUAGUGAGUCUGAAAAAAUGACCUGGUAUCAACGCCCUGUUUAAUGGACCUGUAGUGUGUAUAAAUUGCUUUUCUACUUGUUCUCAUGGUUUAUUGCACAAGUACUUUUUGAUUGAGGCCCUGGAGUGUGCCAGGCACUCUUCUCGGUGCUCAUGGUACAUUGUUGUUAAAAAAGGGAAGAAAAUGACUUGACCUCAAAGCGCUUAUGAUUUAGUGAACGUGCCUGAUCUUCAGAAUCUGGAUAUUUCCAUGAAUCCCUGGACAUGGGGUCCGAGCCCUUGUAUUUAGUCUUGUCAGUUCUUGCCGUGAAAUGCAUUUGCUGCCUACCUCUUGUUACAAAUAGCUUCUGUGCUUGGUGCACCCAGACCUUUGACACUGAGAAACGGGAUCCUGGGUCCCAAAUGGAGAGGAUGCAAUGGUUGUGUCCACUUUUGCAUGUGUGCCAUUUCAGGAAAAAUAACAAUGGUUGUAGGCAUUUAAAAACAUACAUUUCUUUAAAAAUGAGAAGAUGUGGUAUUUGUAACUGUGCUAAUGCUUUCAUUUAUUAUUUUGCUAUACUCCAAUGAUUUUCUUGCUGUUUAAUCUGGAAACUACCUAGCUGGCGUGGGUUGCAGUGCCAUGUCAUUGGUAUGCCAGAUCCUGGCUGCUGAGUAAGAUUGUGUAUCUUUUGUUGACAGUUUACACUGUGAUUGCAGCAAGCUGUGGAUUUGUGUCAUGGGCUGUUUAUCUUGUGUUCUAACAUAUUCUUUUACUGAGACCAAUUUUUCUUUCCUGUUGUGAGAUAAAAUGUGACCAGUAAUACAAGGUUGUGUUAUUCCUUUUUAAAAAAGAUUUAUUUAACUUUGGGCCUGGUGAGAUGGCUCAGUGGCUAAAUC
Messenger RNA from Ochotona curzoniae (black-lipped pika), 3344 nucleotides. RefSeq names its product zinc finger and SCAN domain containing 25 (gene ZSCAN25). Gene Ontology annotation, biological process: regulation of transcription by RNA polymerase II. Lineage: Eukaryota; Metazoa; Chordata; Mammalia; Lagomorpha; Ochotonidae. The record is from RefSeq and is a predicted model, not a curated record. Gene Ontology annotation, molecular function: RNA polymerase II cis-regulatory region sequence-specific DNA binding; DNA-binding transcription factor activity. Bases 171 to 1814 code for a protein of 547 amino acids. The transcript is spliced from 6 exons.